AUGAUCCGCGAAGAUGAACCACCGAAGUUUAACACAAACACCAAUCCUCCAUCCCCCCUCAAUCAACAACCUUAUUUGUUUUCUUCACUCCCAGAUGAAAUCGUUGAGAACAUUCUUGCUCGUAUCUCCAAGUGGGAUUACCCUAAACUCUCUCUCGUCUCCAAGAGAUUCCUCUCUCUCCUCUCUUCUCCUGAACUCUACACGACACGAUCUCGCAUCAGAACCACAGAGCUAUGCAUCUAUAUCUGCACGGGACGUCUAGACCUUGGUUUUAAAUUGUUCGCUCUUUGGACGAAACAUGCUCAUGUCGAAACCUUAACCGAUGAUCUUCCAAUAUAUAACGAAUAUUCGCUGGUUCCCGUUCCUCAUGAAUCUUCUCUCGUACCAUUUAUGGAUCGCGCUAGUGCAGUGGUUGUUGGUUGGGAAAUCUACUUAUUCGGCGCCACGACGUUCUCUGACCCGCCUUCUUCAUCUGUUCGUAUUCUUGAUUGUCGGAGUCACACGUGGCGUGAUGGCCCUAGCAUGUUGGUGGCUCGAAGGUGUCCUUAUGUUGCUUUUCUGGAUGAGAAAAUAUAUGUAUUCGACGGUUGCGGGGAAGAUGAUACUUGGAUGGAAGUGUUGGACUUGAAGACCAAGACUUGGAGCCCCUUGCUUAGACAUAGAGAUGCUGUGCUAGAAGGGGAUUGGUUAAAUACCGUUGCGCUGGAAGGAAAGAUUUACGUAAUUACUCAAACAAACUACUACUAUGCUUAUAACCCAAAAGAAGGUACGUGGGAAGUCGUGGAAAUACACGAUAUUAACACUGACUUGAGAUAUGAAGGAAAAUGGUGUGUGAGUGUGAUAGAGGGUGUAAUGUAUAGUUAUUCAUACCACUCGGGUAAUCUAGUCUGGUAUGAUUCCAAAUGUAAGAAAUGGAUAGACGUCGAGAUCUCGAAUUUUGAACUAUUAAUGUGUAACGGGCGUGUGAUUAAAAUACUCAACCACGGUGGGAAACUUUUAGUUAUGUGGCUCUAUAGGGGUGAGGAAUACGACGGGAUACAGGAAUUGAAAAUUAGGUGCGCAAAAAUCGUCUUAGAGAAGCGCCGUGGAAAUGAGGUUUGGGGUGAGAUAGAAUGGCCUGGUACUGAGUUUAAGAUCCCCCAGUCGUCUGAAAAGUUUAAUGCUCUAGUCAUUUCGAUUUGA
Eruca vesicaria subsp. sativa (arugula) is the source of this 1182-nucleotide messenger RNA. Lineage: Eukaryota; Viridiplantae; Streptophyta; Magnoliopsida; Brassicales; Brassicaceae. The record is from the annotation of a GenBank genome assembly.